Molecule: messenger RNA, 1554 nt
Organism: Miniopterus natalensis
Lineage: Eukaryota; Metazoa; Chordata; Mammalia; Chiroptera; Miniopteridae
Source: RefSeq, a predicted model, not a curated record
CAUCUAGUCAGUGACUAAUUCCGCCUGAAAUCCUUUCGAGGGGCUUCUCACAGUCCCUGCCUCAGGUUAAGCCCUCAGGGUGUCGCCUGCAUGAUUGCAGUCACCUACCUUCUGUCUGACCUCACUAGUCUGUUUCUACCAUUAGAGAAGUGAUCCUUCUAAAUAGUAAAUUUGCCCUUGAGAGUUCCCUGCUUAAACCACCCGAUUCCCCACUGCUUACCAGAACAGCGCAAAGUUGUCUGGAAUACAAAGGGCUUCACAACUGGGCCAGUCCACUCUUCCAAGUUCCUUCCUUCAGAGCCACUUCUCCCUGUCUUUACAUCACCUGUUUCUGCCUCUAGACUAGAGCUCCUGGGGGCAGGGUCACGAUGUAUUAAUAGUUUAUCUUCCUAUCCCAUGGUCCUAGUUAGCACAAUACCUGUAUUAAUCAAGAAAUACUCAAUUGAAUGUCUAGAAUACUAAGAUUGUUUACUUCUUGGUUUUUCACUGGUAAAAGUGUGUGUUUUUUUUAAAUUCUAAUAGGAACUACAGAAUUAAAAAGAACUACAGAAUUUCACAAUGACUGACACUCCAGAAGCUGCUCCAAAUUUUGAAGAGAUGUUUGCCAGUAGAUUCACGGAAGACGACCAAGAGUACCAGGAGUACCUGAAACGCCCUCCUGCGUCCCCGCCGAUUGUCGAGGAAUGGAACAGCAGGGCUGGCGGGAGCCACAGAAACAGAGGCAACUGGCUGCAAGAUAACAGACAGUUUAGAGGCAGGGAUAGCAGACGGGGGUGGCCAAGUGACAAUCGAUCCAACCAGUGGCAUGGACGACCCUGGGGUAACAGUUACCAGCAGCACAGACAAGAACCUUACCACCAUCACCAGUAUGGAAACUACGGUUACAACCAACGGCCUCCCUAUGGCUACUACUGACAGAAAUGUCAGCGCUUGUAGUAAAACCGUUUACUUUGUUAAUAAGACAAAAAUUUGUGUGUAUCUUCUGUUGGUCAUGAUUUUACAUUUGAUGUUAUAAAAUAGAUUUUUUUUGGAACUUGAGGCAUUUUAAAAAAAAAAUCUUACUGGAGAGAUGUGAUGGUUGCUGGGAAUAAAGACGUCCCUAAAAAGGUGGUGGGUUACACCGCUGGGCUUCUACCUCAGACUCUUCGUUUCAUGACUCGGUAGUGCUGUGAACUUCGUGUAUCUUUUCCUUGUCUGACCUCCAGGAGCUCUGUCUUUGUUUUACACAGAAAUAAAACAGAAAAUUUAAAAUAGAAAAUGCUUGCUUUUACUCUGUAAUAGAAGGAAGUACCCAUAUACUGGGAUGUGCUCAUCCCUAAAAUUUGACAGAAGCUGGUAAACUGGUGAAUGCACAACUCUUUAGCUGUAAUGUAUUGUACAUGUUGUAACGUACUGAACAUUAACAUCGGCAGUUGGAAGGUAAAGCAAUUGUAUUUAUGUUUCUUUCUUGGCUCUUAUGUGGCUGUGGUACUUUGUAAUUACACUAUAGAUAUAAGUCAGCUUCACAAUCACUGUGGUCUUUUUAGAGGAAUAUCAAUAAAACCGUUAAAAGAA